Nicotiana attenuata is the source of this 1314-nucleotide messenger RNA. RefSeq lists its product as uncharacterized. The transcript has 2 exons. The record is from RefSeq and is a predicted model, not a curated record. Lineage: Eukaryota; Viridiplantae; Streptophyta; Magnoliopsida; Solanales; Solanaceae. The annotation marks the transcript as partial.
AAAGAGUUAAAGACUCAAAUAAUUCAUGAACAAGAACUUUAUAAUCUUGAUGAUGAUGAUGAUGAAACAGAAGAAGGUGACGAUGCCUCGUCGCUUCCACCAAAAUCACAAAAGCGGGGAAGAAUGCUUCCACCAAUGUCUUCUGGUUGUGGAUCUACUGGCAAGACCAAAGAUCCUAUGGAUUGUUACUUCCUGCAAAAAUCUGGAGAUAAGGGAGGAAAAAGUAGUAAUCCUCAAGUUGAUGCCAAAGCGAUUUUGAGGGACCGUGCAGUUACCUGCUUUGCUCGGUGGAUGUAUGAUGCAGGUCUUCCUUUUAAUUGCGUUAACUAUACUGACAAUUUUGCUCCUUUUAUUGAGGCCGUAGGCCAAUAUGGUCCAGGAAUGAAGCCUCCAACUUAUUAUGAAGUUAGAGGGCCAUAUCUAAAAAAGGAGGUGGCAGAGGUGAACAAAAUUGUGGAGGAGCACAAAGUAGAAUGGAACAAGUUUGGUUGUUCCAUUAUGAUGGAUAAGUGGACGGCGAGAAAUGGAAAAAUGAUCAUCAAUAUCUUGGUGAAUUCUCCUAAGGGAAGCCUGUUUCUUGAGUCCGUUGAUGCAAGUGACUCUUCGACCGAUUCAACCAAAAUGUACUCCUUGUUCAAGAGUACAAUAGACUCUAUUGGAGCAGAAAAUGUUGUUCAAGUUGUCACGGACAAUGCCAGUGAAAAUGUUAAAGCUGGUGAUUUGAUGUCCGCUGGGCCUUUGUUAUUGAACAUGAUGAAGAGAUUCACUAAACAAAGAAGCUUGGUGAAACCUGCAAAGACAAGAUUUGCUACUGUUUUCUUCACUUUGCAUAGGAUGUACGAGCAAAAAAGCAAUUUGAAGAAGUUGUUUGUUUCAGAUGAGUACACUAGCAGUGCCUAUGGAAGGGAAGCUCGAGGGAGAGAAUCUGCAGAUAUUAUACUUUCUCCUUCCUUCUGGAACAAUGUGGUUCAUCCAUUGAAGAUUGGUGGUCCUUUAGUUAAAGUGUUUCGUUUGGCGGAUGGGGAGCAAAGGCCACCAAUGGGCUACUUGUACGAAACAAUUGAUAGGGCAAAGGAGGCUAUUCAAGCCUCUUUUAGUGAUCAAAGAAAAUACAAAAGAGUCUUUGAGAUCAUAGAUAAAAGGUGGGAUAGUAAGCUUCAUAGCCCUUUGCAUGCAGCUGGACUUGUUUUGAACCCGGAACUGUUUUAUGCUAAUGAAGAAAGGAUUCUAAGAGAUGAACCUUUGUGGAAUGGAUACUAUGAAUGUAUUGAGAAGUUGAUACCUCAAGAAUCCGAAAAUCACAGAGCAAUUUAG